Molecule: messenger RNA, 1222 nt
Organism: Symbiodinium pilosum
Lineage: Eukaryota; Dinophyceae; Suessiales; Symbiodiniaceae
Source: the annotation of a GenBank genome assembly
GCAGUUUGCGCUGCGUGGCCACCGGACCUUGGCCGUCUCCCCCAUGUACACGAAGCCGCCACCAGAGGAGGGCUUCAUCUACUUGGGAUCGGCCUGGGUGAGGCUCGACCAGAUGGAUCAAGAAGUGCGCUGCAUGCACAAGUUUGUCAGCUUUGGCGAGGGGAAGGGAUGCGACUACGUCCUCCUGGACCACGGCUGCUACCAGCACAGGCCAAAUGGGCUCUACUGCGACUCCAAGACUGGCCAGGACUAUGGUGACAACUUGUAUCGAUUCGCCAUGCUGUCGCUGGCUGCUUUGGAGGUUCCCCUCAGGCUGAAGUUCAAUCGCGUGGCUUACGGGCAGAAAGUGGCUUUCAUUUCCAACGACUGGCAGGCUGCCCUCGUCUCAGUCUACUUGGCGCAUCGCUAUCGUCGGAAUGGCCUCUACCAAGAUGCCAGGAACAUCCACAUCGUUCACAACCUGGGUGUCUCGUCGGUGUCGCGCAACUACGCCUAUGAGAUACAAACGCCUCAAGGUGGAUUCGGGCUGGACAGUUUCCUCAGCCAGAAGGCAAAGAUGCUCCGUUUCAUUGGGAUCCAAAAUGCACUGGAUGAGGAAUGGGAUCCAAGCACCGUCCCUUGGCCGGUGAAGCAUAGUUUGGGUUCCACAGGUGUUUCGCGUUCCACAUGCCAAAGAAAGCUGGCCAUGGUCCUUCGAGUGCGAGAGUUUGUAGCUGAGGUUCUGUUUGGCUUUGUGGGCCGUCUCACUUGGCAGAAGGGCAUCGACGUGCUUGCGCGGGUGGUUCCGUGGCUGCUGGGUGCUGGCAUGCAGAGCUUUCCUGGGCGAGCGCAGCUUAUCCUCAUGGGCGAGGGCGAGCACCAUGGCAAAAUUCGCGAUGCCGCCUAUGACGGCUUCGCGUGUCUGAUGCAGAUGCAGCAGUAUCAGCACUUGCUGAAAGAGCUGGAGCUACGAAAUCGUGGUCAAGUCUGCGGCUACACCAGCUUCAGCCCAAUAUUGGAACAUCAGAUGAUGGCAGGCUGCGACUUCAUCCUGAUGCCGUCGCGGUAUGAGCCAUGUGGUCUGCCUCAGUUAGCGGCCUCCCUCUAUGGCGCAGUGCCUGUUGUGACAGCCACCGGAGGAUUAAAGGACUCCAUACGAGGCACCCAGGAUGGCGACGCAGCGACUGGCUUCCUCAUACAGCCGCCUGUGAGUGAGACAAGUCUACGGCAGGAGCUGGCUUGA